GGGCACCCUCAAUUAUCGAGACUCCCGACUCCCGACUCGCUCCAACAGCUUGCUCUCUCAUCUAGGAUCUGCACUAGUACUCGCGAUGUUCCAGCUCGUGGCUCUCUUAGCUUGUCUCGCCGCAGCAGCUGCGGCAGCGACUAGCUACACCUGCUCGAACGGUGCCCCAGCGACGCACCUCUCGACAUUCGUCGUGCCCGGCAGCGAAACGCCGGGGCACAUCUGGUCCUGCCCUGGGGCUGCUGCGCCGCUCAAGGCGCUGAUAAAGUUGGAGGCGAGAGAGGCGGGGGCGAAUGAGACGCAGGCGGUGGAUAUCACGAGGGCGCCGUGUACGACGUACUGCGACACUCCCGCUGGCGGCGGGCCUGAUCCGAACGAUUGCAGCACGCUGGCGAACGCCGAUGCUGUUGGCGGCAACUUCACCAUCCCGGCGAGCAGCUACCUGGCGUGGACGUGGAAGUCGUGCCAGGUUACGCAGAGCAACUUGUUGAACCCGGCUCGGGAGCUUAAUUAUACGUAUGACGGCAGGGACUGGGCGGGCGUGGUGAAUUACGUCGCGUGGAAUUGCCAGUCGCAGGAGAACGCGCAUGGUGGGAGCUGUCGGUUCUAUGAUAAUACCAAUGUUUCUAUCAUACAGGUCCAGACGACACCUGCGAAUGAGACCAAUGGGCCAUGAGAGUACUUGCUGUCCAGGCGUUGAUGGUGAUAAAUAUCGAGUUUGUCGUCGUAUUACAAUGUGACAUAUGUAUUCAAGGAAUGUACCUGGCUGCCCGCUGUACUUAUUAUACCCGUAUCCAAGUGCGAGAGCAUGUGUUCUCGCGACCGAUCGCUUUUGGAUUGUUUGUGGGGGGUUCUUCAAAG
This is a messenger RNA of Gloeophyllum trabeum ATCC 11539, 861 nucleotides long. RefSeq lists its product as uncharacterized. NCBI's taxonomy places the organism in Eukaryota, Fungi, Basidiomycota, Agaricomycetes, Gloeophyllales, Gloeophyllaceae. The coding region runs from base 86 to 676 and encodes 196 amino acids. The record is from RefSeq and is a predicted model, not a curated record. The transcript has 6 exons.